This is a messenger RNA of Microstroma glucosiphilum, 969 nucleotides long. RefSeq names its product H-hydrate dehydratase. The record is from RefSeq and is a predicted model, not a curated record. The coding region runs from base 1 to 969 and encodes 322 amino acids. Gene Ontology annotation, molecular function: ATP-dependent NAD(P)H-hydrate dehydratase activity. The transcript is spliced from 2 exons. Gene Ontology annotation, biological process: metabolite repair. NCBI's taxonomy places the organism in Eukaryota, Fungi, Basidiomycota, Exobasidiomycetes, Microstromatales, Microstromataceae.
AUGGCUGCCGCACCAACACGUCGUUCGAUCCUCGCAGAGGUGAAGCAAAUCAUCCCUCCUCUUUCAGAGAAGAUGCACAAGGGUCAAGCCGGGCGGGUAGGCAUCGUAGGAGGUUCACGAGACUACACUGGUGCACCCUACUUUGCCUCGAUGUCCUCGAUGAGGCUCGGUGCAGACAUGUCACACACCAUCUGUGAACCCUCGGCGGGAAAUGUCAUCAAGACUUACUCUCCCGACCUGAUUGUGCACAGGGUGCUGGAUGAGAACAAGUCAAAUGCGGACAUCAAGAAGGACCUGGAAGGCAUCUUCGCCCGUUUGCACUCUCUCGUUCUGGGUCCUGGACUAGGACGAGAUGAACAUAUGCAAAGCUGCGCUAGGACCGCACUGGCCCUUGCUAGGGAGAAGGACAUCUGGACCGUAGUUGACGCAGAUGGACUUUGGCUCGUGGCCAAUGAGCCCGAAGUCGUCAUUGGUUGGGACAAGGUGGUGCUCACUCCCAAUGUCGUCGAAUUUGGAAGACUGUGUCAAAAGAUGAACAUUGAUAUGAAGAAGGGUGGAGGCUCGGAUGCUGCAAAGGAGUUGAGCGCCGCAUUGAAGGGGCCGAUCAUCCUGGAGAAGGGAUCGGUGGACCGGAUCUCUAAUGGAAUCGAGGUGCUCAUCUCUGACGAGCCCGGAGGACUGAAGCGAUCAGGCGGACAGGGUGACAUUCUCUCCGGCACACUGUGCACCUUCCUCGCCUGGGCCAAGAUCUUCAGAGACGGAGAAGCCGUGCACGCCGGAGCGCCCAAGCCAGACACCAUCGACGAGAAGAGGCUACUGCUGCUAGCUGCUUAUGGCGCUUCUUGCCUCACACGUACUUGCUCUAGAGAGGUGUUCAAGGUGAAGAAGAGGGCACUGCUGGCUGAUGAUCUGCUGGAUGAGGUUGGACCUGCGUACGAGAAGCUGUUUGGGGAAGGCAGCUCGCUGUGA